AUGCCGCAGGUGGUGCUCCGCCUGCGUCCUCGCUGCUUCGCCGCUCGCAACCUCUUCUUCGUCCGCGCCCUCAGCUUCGGCACCGUCGCCCCCGCCCCUUCGCAGGUGCGACCGUGGCCCGGCCUCCGUUCCUGGCGCGACGCUCCGCCCAAUGAGAGCCGCUCCUGGGGAAGCCACGGUCCGUCGCCUUCCCCUCCACACGAUCCCAUCGCCAUGCCGGCGUCCUCUCUCUCCGAGUGCGCCGCCACGGUCCUCUCCACUGCCGAUCCCCUCACCAAGUCCCGCCUCUCCCAUCUCGCGUACUCUCGUUGGUGCCGCCGCGAGAUUCCCGUUGGUUCCGCCGUCCCCCCUGCCCGCCCUGCCCGGCCAGAGAAGCCCCUUCUGGUGCCGCCCAAGGAGAUUCCUUCACACAAGAGUGCAGGAUUGCCUCUCAACGCCUACAUGCUUCACAAUUUAGCCCACGUCGAACUUAACGCCAUCGACCUGGCGUGGGAUACUGUGGUUCGCUUCUCGCCGUUGAGGGAGGAGCUUGGUGAUGAAUUUUUUGCUGACUUUGCUCGCGUUGCCGAUGAUGAAAGCCGGCAUUUCUCCUGGUGCUCUCAGAGGCUCAAUGAGCUCGGCUUCAGCUAUGGGGAUAUGCCGGCUCACAAUUUCUUAUGGAGGGAGUGUGAGAAAUCCUCUGAAGAUGUUGCUGCUCGCUUGGCAGUGAUCCCUUUAGUGCAGGAAGCCAGAGGUCUUGAUGCAGGACCAAGACUUGUCCAAAAGUUGGUAGGUUUUGGAGAUUUAAGAACAUCAUACAUAGUCACUAAGAUCGCUGAGGAAGAAAUGGCACAUGUUGCGGUUGGACUCUACUGGUUCCUCCAUGUUUGCAAAAAGAUGGACAGAACUCCAUGUGCUACUUUCAAGGACCUGCUGGAGGAGUACGGCGUGGAGCUGAAAGGUCCCUUCAACCACACAGCUCGCGACAAAGUUGGGAUUCCUCGCGACUGGUAUGAUGGUGCAGAAAAGCAAGAAGGAAGGGCUAAACUCUCAGAGGUCCAUGAUAGGCUGUCUUCCAUCAUAGCUCUGGAGAGGAACAACUCAGAAAUGAACUGCUAAUUGUGACUUGUGAGUGAAUUGAUUUAUGCAUUUUUUAACUUCCUCCUUUGUGUAGUUGAAUUGUUUAAUACUACUUUAACAAUAUUUUGCGGUUUUCUUUUUGUUGAUAAAUAUAUUGGUUUUUAGUCCAUUUAAGCCAUUAUUAUUAUUUAAAUGCCUCCAGUGUUUUUUUUUAUCAUUACAAGUUUUAAUGACCUCUGCUUGUCAGUGCAUCCAUUCUUAUCAAUCUUUGUCAUGACUUGUUUCCUUAGGACAUCCACAAUGCCGUUAUACUUGGAGCGACGUGGAUAUAUUUUAGUUGUACUAUAGUAUUAACACAUUUAAUUCUUUAAACUAGUUAAUGCCUAUAAAUUAAAAGAAAAAAUAAAAAAAAGCAUUAACGCGUUCACACGUUAAUGUCAAUGUGAAUGCCCUAAUAGCA
Molecule: messenger RNA, 1519 nt
Organism: Zingiber officinale
Lineage: Eukaryota; Viridiplantae; Streptophyta; Magnoliopsida; Zingiberales; Zingiberaceae
Exons: 7
Coding region: 1-1098 (365 amino acids)
Source: RefSeq, a predicted model, not a curated record